Boleophthalmus pectinirostris (great blue-spotted mudskipper) is the source of this 1504-nucleotide messenger RNA. It is a transcript of the gene arpin, whose product is annotated as actin related protein 2/3 complex inhibitor. Bases 647 to 1324 code for a protein of 225 amino acids. Gene Ontology annotation, biological process: negative regulation of actin nucleation. The transcript is spliced from 6 exons. The record is from RefSeq and is a predicted model, not a curated record. Lineage: Eukaryota; Metazoa; Chordata; Actinopteri; Gobiiformes; Gobiidae.
AUAUGGCAUCACGACAAUCUAUAGGCCAAUAAUAUCUAAUACAGAUGGGAUCAAAUAAAAUUAAUAUUGUUAAAAUUACGAGUUUUGUAGUAAUAUUGUGAUGGAUUAAUGGAGCUAGACACUGAUAAAAGUAAUUCUGUUGAACAUUAGAUUACAAACUUUUUUGAUAUUUCGGGGCAAAGUACAACGUAAGAGGGAAAACUGGCUCUUGCCCCCAUCUGGGAGUAAGUUGGUUUUCAUUUGUGUUUUUAUGGUUGAAAAUUAUUUCAGAACCCAGGACCCUACAUGUUUGUCACAGGGUCUGAAUUUUCUUGAGUAAUUCCAAAUAAGUACAGAGAAGUGGGCAGAGAUAGGGGGCAGGUGAAAGCAAAUUUUCUGAGUCAAGCUUCAAAUGUAGUAAAGUCAUCAAACAUGCAUGGAUCAGUCGAAAUAAAACCUUGAGUGAGCUAAUGAUGAGGAGACUCUGUUAUAACAUGAUUAAAAGCUCGUCAAUGCAGAUUUCACAUCAUAUGUCCAGUUGAAGCAUUUUUCUCUGAAGCGGCUACUCUAGUGAAGUAAAACGAGCGCGCCUCGCGCUGCGUUAAACCAGAACAGGAAGUUGCAGCAGCAAAUCUUGGGAAAAGAAAAUUGUUACAGUUUGGCAAAAAUGAGUCGAAUUUAUCACAACACAUCUUUACAGAACAAGCCUGUGCACAACGAGACUUUUGACCGCGCCUGGAACCCGUCAUCGUACGAAAGUGGAAAUGGAGUUCUCCUGGAAGGGAAGCUACUGGACGUCUCCAGGCACACCAUUACUGACAUCCACAACCACAAGACUCGCUUUUAUGUGCUGUAUGUCCAGCCCAGCCGAAUCCAUCAGAGGAAGUUUGAUGCUAAAGGCUUGGAGAUAGAGCCAAACUUUAGUGACACAAAGAAGGUCAACACAGGCUACCUUAUGUCCUCCUAUAAGGUUGAAGCCAAAGGUCAAACAGACCGUCUUUCAGAGGUGGACCUUUCAGCAUUAGUCAACAAAAAUGAACUGAUAAAAAUCACAGACAAACACAAACCCAGUGGAUCUUGGGCCUUUUGGUACCCUGAGUCUGAGAUGGAAAAGAAUGAGCUAGAGACUGGACAGGAAAUACGCCUCAAAACUAAAGGAAAUAGUCCUUUUAUAUUCUCUUUGGCAAAAAUAGAUGGUGGUACUGUUACAAAAUGUAACUUUGCUGGCGAUGAAAAUGCUGGAGCAUCAUGGACAGAUAAAAUAAUAGCCAAUAAAGCAUCAUCAGACAGUGGAAAAGCAGGAGGAGAGGGAGAUGGAGCUGGGGAUGAAGAAUGGGAUGAUUGAAGAAUUUCCCUCUCAGUGCCUAAUAACUCUCCAUCUGGAACAACCUCCCACACAUCUUUCCCCACAUGACUCUGCAGAAAAAUCAUACUUUUUUAUUCUCUUGAAUCUUUUUUUUUUUAAUCUCAUGGCUUUUACUAUUUUGACUAUAAGUGUGACAGAAAUAUAGUGAUAAAUACACAA